GACAGUAUUCAGGAGAACUCACGUUUCUCUUGGUCAGCCAGUGACAUCACCAACUUGUUGACGGUAGGGAGAGCAAGUUCUUCGGCGAUUUGAGAAGAAACGAGGAGCGAGAGAGCGUGGGUGCGUGGGGGGUGGGGGCUGCGCCCGGGGCCCCCGGAUCACGGAAUCCUACCCUUACCAACCCUAGCCUCCAUUGGUCGCCGUCUCGGGCCAUGGCAGGGCCGGCGCCGGAUCGGGCCGCCCUGACUGUGGGUCCGGGCAUGGACAUGCCGAUCAUGCACGACAGCGACCGGUACGAGCUCGUGCGCGACAUCGGCUCCGGCAACUUCGGCGUUGCCCGCCUCAUGCGCGACCGCCGCACCACCGAACUCGUCGCCGUCAAGUACAUCGAGCGUGGCGAGAAGGUCACAACUCAGAAGUGCCACAUUCACAUGCUGCCACCACUAUGAUCUCACAGGUUAUUUGGUCUCAAUAUAUAUAGUUGGAUUCUUUUAUGCAGAUUAGUAAAAAUAUGUUCUUAACUGCGCCAAGCCUUACCCGCAUAAUAUGCGGAGGCUGGGGCUCGAACCCGGGACCUUACGGUUACAGACGAUAGGCUCUACUGCUGUACCAGGCCCGCCCUUCCCUAGACCCCACACAGUGCGGGAAGCCUACAACACUGGGUAGGCCCUUUAGUAAAAAUAUGUUCUGUAGGAUUAGAAAUAUUGACUUAGUUAAUCCUGGAACAUCUUUCCCCAUUUUGCAUUCCAUAAAAAAUUUAAAAGAAAAAAUCCUUACUUUGAAGUAUCUCCUGGGCUCCUAAUGUCCUACUCAUUUUGUUUCAAUCCAAACGUAGCAGCAAAUAAUGGUUACUAAUAACACAGGUAGCUGACUUAUUGGGACUAUGCUUCUGUUCCAGCUGAUUUUAGCCUAGACUUCACUCUUACUGCUUGGUGUUAGCCAUCAGGCAUGAUACAUUGAUCCUAUAUGUAACAAUCUGUCCAUCCAUCUAUUUCCAACAUUUGUGGAUACUGCAUCUACUUCUAAUCGAGCUGUAGUAAUGGUGUAUGAUUUGGCCCAAGAAAUAUGUUAUCUAAUUGGCAAUGAUGCUGCAUAACUUUAUGCCACAACUAACUUCUACUACUUGAUGCAUAGGAGCGUAUGUCUUAUAAAAAGAAAUUGAAACAUUAUGUUCUAGGACCCAACAAAAUAUUGCAUGAAUUCCACAACCACAUUAUACUGGGAAAAGGUCUUGCAAGCCUUUCCUGCUCCCGUAGUUAAUAUUGAGGUAGUUGCAUACUUGUGAAUUUGUGAUAUUGUCCAGGAGCUCAGCUGACACAUUUUGACUGCGUAGUGAGAUGGGGCGAAGUGGAAUCUUUUGAUAUACUAUGAAGUGAUUCCAUCUCAUUCAGCUCCAUCCAGGCAUGCAGUUGCAUUGACGCAUACGCUCUUUACUGAAUGAACAUGUUUUCAUGUGUAUUUCUAACUGGGGGUAUCUUUGCAUUGUUUUUAGUGACAUUGCUUUAGCUUUACUGUUCUUGUGGCCAUCCAGUCUGGUAGUUAUUGAUAGAAUAAAUAAUCAAUAAUAUAUUGAACUUCUGGAACCAAGGAUAUCUGAACAGAUUCUUGUUACAUUCCUUUGAUUUUGGCUUCCACCCCUGAGAGGCCAACAUCGAUUCAUACUAAAGGCUCAGUAUUAUUUAUGAUGUCUAUCAAUAGCAAGACAUUAGGUCUAUUUUUUUGAAUUUCCUCUCAUUCAUUGGGUGAUUUGAUUUGAAUAAUUCCAAUGUCCAUGGUUCCUUGAAUCUGUUUUCUUUUGUGCAUUUUCUAUCAUAAAUGCUAGGUUAUCAUUUCUUAAUUAAUACACUCAAUUGCUUUGUCAAGGUUUUCUUUAAUAUGGAUUUCAUUAUCAUUUGCAGAUAGAUGAGAAUGUCCAGCGCGAAAUAAUUAACCAUAGAUCAUUGAAACACCCUAACAUUAUUAGGUUUAAAGAGGUUAUUUUAACACCGACCCAUCUUGCUAUUGUCAUGGAAUAUGCCUCUGGCGGUGAGCUUUUUGAGAGAAUAUGUAAGAACGUGCGAUUCAGUGAAGAUGAGGCUCGCUACUUCUUCCAACAACUCAUUUCAGGAGUAAGCUACUGCCAUUCAAUGCAAGUAUGCCACCGUGAUUUGAAGCUGGAGAACACACUUCUAGAUGGGAGUGAUGCUCCUCGCUUGAAGAUAUGUGACUUCGGUUAUUCCAAGUCAUCUGUUCUUCAUUCCCAACCGAAGUCAACUGUUGGAACACCUGCUUAUAUUGCACCUGAAGUUCUGUUGAAAAAAGAAUAUGAUGGCAAGAUUGCUGAUGUUUGGUCAUGUGGUGUAACCCUCUAUGUAAUGGCUGUUGGUGCAUAUCCUUUUGAAGACCCAGAAGAGCCUAAGAACUUCCGCAAGACAAUUCAGCGCAUCUUGAACGUUCAGUACGCCAUUCCAGACUACGUGAACAUAUCUCCAGAGUGCAGGCAUCUAAUUUCGAGGAUUUUUGUUGGUGAUCCUGCUAUGCGAAUAACAAUCACUGAAAUCCGGAAUCAUAGUUGGUUCCUGAAGAACCUUCCUGCUGAUCUUAUGGAUGAUGAUAGCAUGAGCAACCAAUAUGAGGAGCCUGAUCAGCCAAUGCAGACCAUGGAUCAGAUCAUGCAGAUUUUAACAGAGGCCACCAUACCACCUGCCUGUUCUCGCAGUAUAAAUGUUCUAGCUGAUGGACUGGACAUGGACGACGACAUGGAUGAUCUUGACUCCGAUUCGGAUCUUGAUGUUGACAGCAGCGGUGAGAUUGUAUACGCAAUGUGAGUAACAUCUCAGUAACCAUCUCAGUAUCUCACCAGUCAACCAAAGAACCAAUCAGGCAUGGGACACCCUGAUGUUGUACACUCUGCCAAAGACCUAGCAUCCUUUUGUAAAAUAUCUCCCUGUAGUUUUCUCAAAGAAGCGCAAGCCCAACCUGUUCUGGGGAACACGGAUGCUGUAGUCAAACUGGGGUUAUUCAGAUUGUAAAACUGGCCUCUUGCUUCCUGCUUACUCUCAGGCUUCGACUUGUGUGUUGCUGUUGAAUAUGUACUUACAAGAAACUUCUACGGAGUACUCAUGUUGAUCUGUUCGAAGCUAACAUCGGAAAGAGCAUUUAAAAAUUCUGUUGGUGGCUUUCA
This is a messenger RNA of Zea mays, 3163 nucleotides long. RefSeq lists its product as uncharacterized. Gene Ontology annotation, molecular function: protein serine/threonine kinase activity; ATP binding. Gene Ontology annotation, biological process: protein phosphorylation. The record is from RefSeq and is a predicted model, not a curated record. The transcript is spliced from 9 exons. Bases 2007 to 2807 code for a protein of 266 amino acids. Lineage: Eukaryota; Viridiplantae; Streptophyta; Magnoliopsida; Poales; Poaceae. Gene Ontology annotation, cellular component: nucleus.